This is a messenger RNA of Laccaria bicolor S238N-H82, 190 nucleotides long. RefSeq lists its product as uncharacterized. The transcript has a single exon. Bases 14 to 190 code for a protein of 58 amino acids. The record is from RefSeq and is a predicted model, not a curated record. NCBI's taxonomy places the organism in Eukaryota, Fungi, Basidiomycota, Agaricomycetes, Agaricales, Hydnangiaceae.
UAAGGAUAUCUACAUGACAUGUAGUACAUAUAUAACACUGGCAAAAAAGGACAUUCCAUCCUACAAAACUACAUACGGCGUUGCACUCAUUGAAUUUUCGGACAUACUUUGUAAAUCCCCCACUUCCCGAUUUGUUGUGACGUGCGCGGCGCAUCAUUUUCCGUCCCAAUGCAUUGUUGUUUGCACUUGA